Nannizzia gypsea CBS 118893 is the source of this 2139-nucleotide messenger RNA. Its product is annotated as transmembrane 9 superfamily protein member 4. The record is from RefSeq and is a predicted model, not a curated record. NCBI's taxonomy places the organism in Eukaryota, Fungi, Ascomycota, Eurotiomycetes, Onygenales, Arthrodermataceae. Gene Ontology annotation, biological process: vacuolar transport; protein localization to membrane. Gene Ontology annotation, cellular component: Golgi apparatus; membrane. The transcript is spliced from 5 exons. The coding region runs from base 1 to 2139 and encodes 712 amino acids.
AUGGACUCGACGGCGCCGCUCGCGUAUCUACUCUCGUUUCUGCUCCUUCUUCUGCUUCCACCGCACGCCACAGCCUUCUACGUGCCUGGAUACUCUAUACAAACAUACCAGGACGGCCAGCGCAUCCCCGUCCUCGUCAACAAAAUCUUCUCAGACAAUUCACAGCUUCAAUAUGCCUACUCAGACCUGCCCUUCGCCUGUCCGUCGACCGCAAAGGCCGGCAGCGGCGGCCACAGCAUCCCGCUCAACCUGGGCGAAGUGCUGCGCGGAGACCGCAUCAGCCUGUCCGACUUCGAGCUCGAGAUGGGACAGAACGUCGCCUGCAAACCGCUCUGCACGCGCGAGAUCGGGCGCAGACAGGUAAACUGGGCGAAGAGCUUGAUAUCCGACGGGUUCGUGGCCGAGUGGAUAGUGGAUAACCUGCCCGGCGCAACCAGCUUCAUCACUGUCGACAAAACUCAAAAGUACUAUACCACCGGCUUCAAGCUGGGCUACCAGGCCGUCUCAUCAGCCAGCAGGAGGCCUACGCAUUACAUCCACAACCAUUUCACCUUUGUUAUCCGGUGGAGAGACGCGCCGCGUGGUGGUGACGGUGACGGGCGGAAGGUCAUCGUCGGCUUUGAGAUAUACCCCAAGAGCAUCAGCCGCGAGGGCAGGAAGCAGGACGGAUGUCCCGGCGAUGUGCAUACCGUGCAUCAUGGGUUCGAGCUGCAUCUGCAACCAAACAACACGCGGCUGGCACAGCAGUACCCGGGUGCGUCUUAUCUACCGGAGAACGACGAGGUCGACGACGGUGCUAAGCUUUCUAUCCCUUACACCUACUCUGUCUUCUUCAAGCGAGAGGACAAGGUAGAGUGGGCUAACAGAUGGGAUCUAUACCUCUACAGCCAACAGGACGGCACCACUACCCAUUGGCUCUCCCUGUUGAAUUCCCUGGUGAUAUGCGGUGUCCUAAGUGCCACUGUGCUCGUCAUAUACCGUCGUACCGGCUACGGAGACUCCAAGGGUCGAACAGACGGUCUGCUCGAGGAUGGUAAAGCCAGGCUUCGGUCUCGGAAAUCCAGCGGCUCAAUUCCAGUUGUAGAGGAGAAGUCGAAGUCGUCUGGUGGACUAGUUGACGGCGGUGUGGCCUCGGAUGAUGACCUCUCGUCUGACGAUGACUUUGACGACGCCUCGUCGUGGAAGCGGCUCCACGGUGACGUCUUUCGAACGCCUGCGUAUAGCGGCCUUCUUGCUCCGUUUGUCGGAUCGGGCAUGCAGCUCCUCUUCAUGGCUACGGGCCUAUUGUCCCUGAGCUGUCUAGGUGUGCUAAACCCCAGUUUCAGGGGCGGCUUCAUCAGUGUAGGUGUUGGCCUGUUCACCUUUGCGGGUAUCUUCUCUGGAUACUUCUCUGCUCGCCUGUACAGGACUUUUGGGGGUAUGAACUGGCGGAAGAAUACCUUCAUAACUGCACUGCUAUUCCCCGGACUUGUCUUUUCCCUAAUUUUCGUGUUGAACCUGUUUGUCUGGGCUCAGGCAUCGAGCACAGCUCUUCCAUUUGGUACACUAGUCGGCCUCCUUGCUCUCUGGCUCCUCAUACAGGUCCCUCUCGUAUACGCAGGCAGCUGGUAUGGCUACGAGAGAUCUAAACCAUGGAGCCACCCUACGCGCACCAGUGCUAUUCCGCGACAGAUACCCGCUCAACCAUGGUACUCAGGAUCUCUCGGAGGAAUUCUUCUUUCUGGGUUUGCUCCAUUUGCCGUUCUGUUCGUGGAACUGGUCUUCCUGUUCCGCAACAUGUUACAGGAUAAGGGCGGAUAUUACUACGUCUUCGGAUACCUGAGCAUAGUCGGCCUUCUGACUCUUCUUUCCAUUGCCGAGGUGGCUAUCAUUACUACCUACACUCUACUAUGCGCAGAGAACCAUCGCUGGUGGUGGCACAGCUUCAUGGUUGGAGGAAGCAGCGCAGUCUGGGUCUUCAUGUACUGCAUUUGGUACUUCUGCACAAAGCUACAUAUCCACGGAUUCGUCUCAAGCCUCUUAUUCUUCAGCUACAGCUUCCUAGGCUGUGCUGUAUACGGCCUAUUAACAGGCACCGUAGGAUUCCUGGCAGCAUACAUAUUCGUACGGCGAAUUUACAGCUCUGUCAAAGCGGAUUGA